Messenger RNA from Paramecium primaurelia, 987 nucleotides. Lineage: Eukaryota; Ciliophora; Oligohymenophorea; Peniculida; Parameciidae. The record is from the annotation of a GenBank genome assembly.
AUGUUUUAAAAAACUAAUUAAGUGUCUCCAAUCAGAACAUAAUCCCCAAUAAUUGCUCAUAAACAUUCAAAUCCAAAUAAUUCUACAUCAGUUUAAUAACAUUAAGCAUAAUCUUAUUAUACAUCAUCUAAAACUACACCUAUGAAAAUGUAAGAAUAAAAAUUUGAAAUCAUUUAAUAAGGGGCAACAAUACCAACUUAAACUUAAUAAUCACCAGAAAAAAUUAAAAUUUUCAAUCAUGAUUUUGAAUUAUAAGUUUUAAGAAAUGAAAUUACAUUCAAAGAAUAAAAAAUUACUUCUUUAGAAAAAGCAUUAGAUUUAGCAAAUGAAGAUAGAAUACGAUUACGCUCUAUUUUAGAAUAAAAAUCAAUUUUAUGUGUAAAUAAAGAGAGGGAAAUAGCAAAAUUAUUGGCUACUAUUCAUUAAUUAGAAUUUAAGAGAAAUGAAAAUUAAAUAAUUAAAGAACUUUAAACUUAAAUCGAUACUUUAAAAUAAUUUAUAUAAGAAAAUGCUUUAAAUAGAUAAAAUAUUAAAUUAGAAGAUACUACAAAUCUCAAAAAUAAAUUAAAUACUAUAUAAGAUUAACUUGCAUAAUCAAUAAAAUAAAAUGAAUCACUUUAACAAUAUGUAAGUGAUCUUAUGAAACAAAAUAAAGAAUUAUCUUAAAAAUAUUAGGAGAAAUAUUUGGAAUGUCAAUAACUUUAAAUGUAAUUCAAUCAAACAUCAAAUUAUCAAUCUGAAAUAAAAGAAAAUGAAUAAAAUGACAUUCAAAAAAAUACAUUUAAUUACAAUUCUUUUCAAAAAUAAUAAAAUUAGUUUGAUUAACAGAAUGAAAUUUAAAAAUUUCUAUCUUAAAUUAAAUAAUAAUAUUUAGAAGAAUCACCAAAAAGAGACAUUGAUGAUUAGGAAUAAAUUAAUGUUUAUCGACCAAUUUACAGUUUUUAAUCAACAGAAGAUAUUAAUAAAACAGAUAGAUUAAAUAAGUGA